Messenger RNA from Gossypium raimondii (Peruvian cotton), 1325 nucleotides. Its product is annotated as transcription factor Pur-alpha 1. Gene Ontology annotation, biological process: regulation of transcription by RNA polymerase II. The record is from RefSeq and is a predicted model, not a curated record. NCBI's taxonomy places the organism in Eukaryota, Viridiplantae, Streptophyta, Magnoliopsida, Malvales, Malvaceae. The transcript has 4 exons. Gene Ontology annotation, molecular function: purine-rich negative regulatory element binding; DNA-binding transcription factor activity, RNA polymerase II-specific; RNA polymerase II transcription regulatory region sequence-specific DNA binding. Gene Ontology annotation, cellular component: nucleus. The coding region runs from base 134 to 1027 and encodes 297 amino acids.
UAGUUUUCUGGUUUGCUAGUUUUAUGGUAGCAGCAUUCGCCAAGAAAGUCCCACCCACGUUGGAGCCUACUCAUCAUAGACUUAUAAUUUUCUCUUCUUCUUUUGGUAAAAACUCUAAAAGAAAGAAAGGGAUAUGGAAGGGAACUCUGGCGGCGGCGGCGGCGGCGGAGCAGACAGAGGAGGAGGCGGCGGCGGAGAAAGAGGAGGAAACGAUGUGGAGCUGGUUUGCAAAACACUUCAGGUAGAACACAAGCUGUUCUACUUCGAUCUCAAGGAGAACCCACGCGGGCGUUAUCUUAAAAUCUCGGAAAAGACAUCGGCUACCAGGUCAACCAUCAUCGUCCCUUCUUCCGGCAUCUCCUGGUUCCUCGAUCUUUUCAAUUACUACGUCAACUCCGACGACCACGACCUCUUCAGCAAGGAAUUGCAGCUUGACACUAAAGUCUUUUACUUUGACAUUGGCGAGAACCGGAGGGGUCGUUUCUUGAAGGUGUCUGAAGCAUCUGUGAGCAGAAACCGCAGUACCAUUAUUGUACCAGCAGGAAGUACCAGGGAUGAAGGGUGGGCAGCCUUCAGGAACAUAUUGGCAGAGAUCAAUGAGGCAUCAAGGCUUUUCUUAUUGCCGAAUCAGCAGCAAAGUUCUGAACCUUCAGAACGUCUUGUUGGGCUUUCAGAUGAUGUAGGGGCGGGCUUCAUAUCUGGACACAACCAGCCUAGCUCAACUUCUGAAUUGAAUGUAGAUAGAUCAAUUGAAUUGCCACCACAGGAUGAAACUGGUAACAUGGGGGUUUCAAAGGUGAUCAGAGCUGACCAGAAGAGAUUCUUCUUUGAUCUUGGGAGCAACAGCAGAGGACAUUUCUUGAGGAUAUCUGAAGUUGCAGGUUCUGAUCGGUCUUCCAUCAUUCUCCCACUGUCAGGAUUAAAGCAGUUCCACGAAAUAGUGGGUCAUUUUGUGGAGAUAACAAAGGAUCGCAUUGAAGGAAUGAUGAGUGCAAAUGUUCGAACGGUGGAUCCGCCACAAAGGUGAAUGGCUGGCAGUGGAAGAUGGUAAAAUAAAUAAUUGUCAAGUUUGGUUUAAAGCCUCUAAUAGUAGAGAUGCAAUUGUGGUGUCAUUCAAGGCUUGGAAAUAAUCCGAUUUUUCUGUUUGAUUAACAGAGAAAUAUUGGAGAUAAGUUGUGAAGGGAAAUAAUGGACAAAUUGGUUGUAAUUUGUGAGUUUGAUGGUGUGGCCUCUCAAUAAUGUCUACUUCUGUUUAGUAUCAAACACUGCUUGAAUGUACUAAUAUUAAUUAAUUAAUUAAUUACUUAAUUCCAUUCCCAAAGAAA